Molecule: messenger RNA, 3998 nt
Organism: Hypoxylon trugodes
Lineage: Eukaryota; Fungi; Ascomycota; Sordariomycetes; Xylariales; Hypoxylaceae
Product: TPR-like protein
Exons: 4
Coding region: 86-3757 (1223 amino acids)
Molecular function (GO): protein binding
Source: RefSeq, a predicted model, not a curated record
CGGCCGAGAUGGUAUUAGAGGGUCCAACUGAUCAAUAGCGCGUUUGCUCAGGCCUCGAUUGGUUUUGGAAGAGCAAUCGUUCAGGAUGAGUAAAUCGGGCAAAGUAGCGCUAUAUUUAAGUCGAUUGGAAGACGCUAGAUGCGAGGGGAAAUGGGAUGAUGUUCCGGAGCUUGUGCGAAAAGUCCGCAAGCAUGCCACCGAUAGGUUAUGUCUGACAACGACUGCCGAGACCGAACACGCUAUUAUCAAAGCUUCCCAGAAACAUGGACCCGAUUCUAGACCUGCCACCGCCGUCUCAUCGGCCGAUAUAGAGGUCGCACAAUGGGCCCCCAGAUUACUCGGUGCGAUCGAUACCGAAACCUCGUACCCCGAAGACAGGUUCCAAGCUCAGGUUUGCGUGGGAUGGUUACAUUGGUCCGUUGGUGAUUAUACCGAAGCUUCUAGUCAAUUACCACAGAGCCUGGAGAAUGAAUUGGCACAACUCGAUUCAGCAACUAGCAUUUCCGAGUGGACAAGAGUAUGCUCCCUCAAGGCCGCAUACCUCAAGGCUAAUUGCCUUGCACGCAAAGACGAGAGGGUUGCGGCGCUUGCUAUUUUUGAAUCAGCAUUGGUUUCUCUGUCGCACGUUUGGUCGGGGCAGAAGGGUCGGAAGCAAUUGAGAUUCUGGGCCGAACUCUUUUUGACCGAGUUCUGCAUGCUACAAGCUCAGGCUCUUGAAAGAGGAGAUAAAAGUCUCGAUGAUGCCAAUUCGUUGGCGCCGUUCCGCUCCUGGGCGAAAUACUGGGAAGUUUCCAAGACUCAAGGUACCCCUCUAGUCGGUGGCUAUGGAUUCCGUGGAGCCGUUCCGAGAAGGAGAGUGUGGAACGAAUACUACGCCGCCAUUUCAGGUAUCUUACAGCAGGACUUGCCAUUUCCGACCGGCUUUUCAAAUGUCACCAACGAAGCAUCGGCUAGAAACCAGCUUCGGGUAGAAUUGAAAAAGGUCGAAAAUGCCUAUGAGGGUCUACUUCUAAGUGAAACAUCGUUCCCGCGGGCUGACGAAGAAAGACAAGAAGUGGAAGACUUUGUCGCAGCUGUGAUGAAGAACUGGAGUGUGCUAAACGGACGUGACUGGAAUGAGCAGGAUCUUGGGCCUGGUGGGAAAGAAGGUCUUAGUCGUGGCAUAUUGGACAUCCUCUACCGAGCUGCAACUAAAACAUACCAUUCCACGGCUAUCCUACGAUAUCUAUUUACGGUCCACCUUUCGGUUGCCGAAUUCGACCUAGCUUUCCGUGCUUUCGAUUCUUACCUGGAAAUUGUUAAAAAGGGGAAAGCUAGAGUUGACAAGACCGGUCAUUCAGAACCAAGUCUCGACGACGAUGCAACUGUAUUAGAAACCAUUUCUCAGGCAAUCACGGCUCUCUGCAAAUAUGGCUUCCGGGAUGCUGCGGAAAAGGCACAUGAACUUGGCGUCGAAUUGGAAGGGAUAUUACAAAAGCUACCAGCCCCACUUCCCAAUUUGCAAGAUAAUAUUACAACACUGGACGAGGAAGAUGGCAAUGGUGUCAUACUACACCCGAGAAUAUCGUCUCGAGUAUACGCUCUAUCGUGGCAGGCCAUUGGCAUUUCACAGGCGCAAUGGUCUCGGACAACUUUUGACGCAUCCGCACGGACUGAAUAUCAGACCAAAGCGAUCAGGAGCUUCCAGAAAUCGCUGUCACCAGAAAAUGGAAAUCCAACCGAUGUCAGGACCUUAUUCACCCUGGGUCUCUUGUUGGCCGAGCAAAGAGAAUUGACAGCAGCUAUUGAUAUUGUUAAGGCUGCGCUUAUGUCUAAUAAGAAGACUGGAGAUGAAAGCGGAUCGUAUUGGCGGGAGCGUUCAUUAAUACCUGUAUGGCAUCUACUCGCACUUCUUUUGAGCGCCAGGCAAGAUUUUAUAAUGGCUGCUAGAGCCUGCGAGGGUGCAUUUGAACAAUUUGAUGACCCUACUGUUCUGUUUGGUUCACAAAACCUGCAAGGCACGUUCCGAAGCGAACAUCUUAAUGAGAUGGAAGCGAACGAGAAGGCUCAGUUAAGGGGACUCGUAGAGGAAAUGGACGAUCUCGAGAAAGAAGGCAUGAUCGAGGUAAAAAUGACACAGCUUGCCCUUCUAGAACUUUUAGAAGGUCCAGAGGUCGCUGUCAACGCAAGUCAUGAGCUGCUGGUUUUAUAUAACAGACUAUUUGGCGAAGUUCAACCCAAAGCGCCAGCUACCGCACAGAAAGCAACGAUGGAGGUCCCUAAGAGCUCGGCGGGUACGAUAAGAAGCCUUCGAGGCAGUAUUUUCGGCAACAAGGCCGAUAGGACGUCUCGAAGUUCCAGGCCGAUCGCUACCGCAGAGAGUGGUAGGUCUACCAUUGUACCAGAGAGGCCGCAGACCACCCAGACAGCUGUUAGUGUUGCCACUACCGCUACCACUGCUACUGGUGCACCCGCAAUACAAGUUACCAACCAAAACGGAGAAACUAGAGAUUCCCGACGAUCCAGAAGGUCUUCAAGCGUCCAUAGCAGACGCAAUUCGUCAGGAAGGAGAAACAGUCUUAAAAAGCGAGAACCAAGUGCCCAGCCACGACGAGCCUCCAGUAGUGGUGGUACACCCCGCGGUUCAACUGUGGUGGAUGGUGAAGAUUUUUACACGCCAUUGGCCGACGGAGCCCCACAAGAGCGAGUCGACUUUUUUGCAUGGAGUAGCAAAAAUGACAUUACUAGACAACAAUCUUUUUCGAAAGGUCGUGGAUUGCUUCGAUAUGAUUCUACUGCUUCCUCGACUAGAGGUUCUGCAGCAGAUUCCGAUAGAUUGGUUCUAGAAUCGCUUUCGCCACCUAAUCCGCUACCAAUAGUGCAAUUUCCAAAGGAUCAGGUUAAGCGACAGAGACAGACCAUACUUAUUAAAGUAUGGUUGAUAAUUGCCGCUUUCUACGGUCGUGCUAAGAUGUAUAGUGAUGCUAAAGGAGCCAUUGAGGAGGCGAAAAAAUUAGUGGACGGAUUAGAGAGUGAAGUUGCCAAAGACGCGACCGGGUCUAUAACUCUACGGGAUCCUGGUUGGGGUGGGAAGAAAUGUGUGGAGGAGCUUUGGGGUGACGUUCGAAGCGAGUUGGGCUAUCUUGCAGUCUCCGAAGGAGCGCCUUAUACAGCAAGGGAUUAUUUCGAAGAGGCCCUAAUGCAUUUCCCGGACCACCCCUCGGCCAUUGUUGGGUUAUCUAAUAUCCUCCUUGACGUCUACAGCGAGGUUCUAUUGCCGCCUCCUGCCAUCCCAAGCAUUACUCUUCCAGAUGGCCAAAAGACGAAUUUAAUUCCGAAGAGUAAUGGGCCUCAGAAACCCCAAACCGGCGUUAAUAAAGCGGGAAGUAUCCCAAUACUGCCAUCGACGCCACUGGGACUCGGAGGUGGUGCAACAAUAACUCCGGACUCCCCACCAUCAAGUAAAGCAGCCCCUCCCAACACUUUUGGGACAAAUGGUCACUCAGCCGAAGAGCUCCCUGCUCCUUAUAAAGCAGUUUCUCUGCCACUUGUCGAUCGACUUGCUGCUCGAGAUAGAGCGUACGGACUACUAUCCGGCCUCACUAAAUUAGGUACAGGGUGGAAUUAUUCAGAUGCAUGGUUUGCUCUGGCUAGAGCACACGAAGACAGCGGGCAGCCAGACAGGGCCAAGGAUGUCCUUUGGUGGUGUGUUGAACUCGAAGAAGGAAUGGGUAUACGCGAAUGGAAUUGCGUAAGUGCCAACGGCUACGUGCUGUAGGGUAUUCGACGGGAUCGAAACGAUCAAUCACGCGGCAACCCAUGAUUAUUCGAUCGGUCGACAGACCAUUUUCAAACUUUGGUACAUAAAAAAUUGGCGACUAUGGGGAUUCGACGGAAAUAUCAGUGUGCAACAAAACGUAUUUGCGGUGUGGAUGUCAUUAUCAACCCACAUUCUGUUUUUUCAAGCUUUGUUAGAACAACAUCUUCAUAUGAUUCCUCGUCCCUAGACCAGGAUUGAU